AUGGCCCCAUCGUUCUCGUCGCUUCGUCGCACGCUCUGCGUCGCAUUGCUGCUCGCGGUGCAGCUCUUUGCGACGGAAGUCGUCGCAACCAGCACGGUCGUGGUCAUGCGCGCGACUGACACCGUGAACACUCUCUGCGUCGGCCGUCGCCAGCCCAAGCUCGGCAUCGCAGCGCUCGCAGCGUUCGCACAGUCUGUCGCGGAUAGCACGGACAUGGGCGCGGUCUUCGAGAGCAAGAGCGACAUGCCCUCCUAUUUCUACGUUGGCAACUCGGAUAAGCUCAAGCGCCUUCACCGCUGCGCCAAUUCUCUCGUCUACUAUUCUUACGCUCCGCCCGACUCUGCCGGCGCUCGAGGAUCCUUUGCGCGCAUUUCCGCGCUCCCGCUGGUGGUGGCGCAGUCCGCCUUCAUCUUUUCGAUUUCUCCCGCUGCGCUCGACAAUUCUGACGUGGAAGUGAUGGUCGUCAACGAUUCCCCGCGCCCGCUGACGGUUACUGGGCCGAUUGCCGGCGAAAUUCAGGCCACAGAAGGGACGGUGUCAGCUACAGACACGCUGAUCCCGCAGGUGGUGUCGGACUACCUGGUAACUGUCGCCUUGUCGCAGAGCAAGAAGCUGCGAGGAACCAUCAUCGUGUCAUCCUCGCCCAGCAGCAACCCCGAUGGCACCCUCUACACGGCCACAUACAUCAUCUACAAGCCGUUCCCCUACAGCGACGGCGGUAUCUGCACCACUGACGCUGACAUUCCCUGCUUCACCUUCUCCUACCAGACCGCCACGUUCUUUGAACCAGCUGCAGAUGCUGCAUCAGCAGCAGUGGCUGACGGUGGGGAUCCGGGCCAGCAGCAGGCGCCGCCAAGGGCUAUGCUGGAAACUGGGGGGUCUGCUAGUGAUGGUGUGCAGAAUGCUGCUCUUGCUGCCGGCGCUGGUCACAGGAAGCUGGGGCGGGUUCUGAUUUCGGAUAUUGGAUAUGCAAUGGCAAGUGAUCGCGUGGUUGCUUCUGCUAGCGCAGUCAAUCGCUGUUACUACCUGGGAGGCAAGCUUGUCUGCAGUACCUCCUAG
Molecule: messenger RNA, 1059 nt
Organism: Closterium sp. Naga37s-1
Lineage: Eukaryota; Viridiplantae; Streptophyta; Zygnematophyceae; Desmidiales; Closteriaceae
Source: the annotation of a GenBank genome assembly